CUCCGUUCAUUUCAGAUACAAAUUCUCUAUCUUUCACGAUUCCUUCCCUCAGAUCUCCCCAGCACAACAGCGCCUUGGGUCUUUAAUUGUAACAAUCAUGGCAAGGCGGACUUCUGACGGCCAAAUUUUAAUCGCCGUCAUCGGCGUCACGGGGGCAGGAAAGACGACGUUCAUCUCCAAGGCCAGCGGCAGAAAUGAUCUCGAGAUCGGACACGACAUCGACUCGUGUACCCGCGACGUGAUACCCGUUACCUUCAACUUGGAUAAGCAGAAGGUGACACUGAUCGACACCCCAGGAUUCGACGAUUCCGACAAGUCAGAUUCCGAUAUCCUCGGGCUCGUCGCCAGCUAUAUGGCCAAGACCUAUGAGAACGGCAUCCUGCUCACGGGAGUUAUUUUUCUCCAGCCCAUCAGUCAGCCGCGGCUGCAGGGCAGCGAGAUGAAGCGGACCAGGGUUUACAAGAAGCUGUUGGGCGAGGAUGCCUACGAGAGAGUUGUCAUCGCAACGACUAUGUGGAGCCACGUCGCAGAGAAGGAGGCCACAUCGCGCCAGAACCAACGCAAGAACCGCCCUGACGUGUGGGGGGACAUGGUGGCCAAGGGGGCCAAGGUCGUUCGUCACGACAACAACCGGCCCUCGGCGUUGGAAAUCGUCCGGAUGCUGUCUAAGUUCACGUCGCCUGUCGAAUUGCAGGUCCAGAAAGAGCUGAUCGAAACCCACGGCAGGAUUGGACUUACUUCCGCCGGAAAGCAACUGGACGCGGACCUGAGCGAGACGAUCAUGAAGCUGAAGGAGGAGAUCAAUGACCUCCGGCAGGAGCGCACAGAGACUGCCAGUGAGAUAAAGGCGCUGAAUAACAAGAUAAUCAAGUACGAGAAAGAGCAGGUCCAAUUGGAGAACUCGACUGCAUGCGGUGAUUGCACGAUUAUGUAGAGGCAACACGGACAGGUUCUACCCGUUGGUCGGCCCUGUGAGGCCUAACAUAUGUGCGCUGGAACGAGGUAGCUGCCUAGAUCUCGGACGGCAUUAGUGUUUGUCUAACGGAAUGUAUGGCUGAAGUUAUAAGCCGAGAUGUGAUAGGCACCAACUAACCUAUACAAAAGAUGGUGUGCUAGCCAAUUGCAGCUUCUUAAAGGGAAAGCGGGCAGGCCGAGACCUCGUAUAGACGGCACCUUCCAGCGGCGACGGUGUGGCUUGUCGGUCUGGAGCUGCAACCUGGAAUACACAGCCCCCUGUGAUGUCUCAGUACUCAUCUGUCUGUGCAUGUACAUGCGAACACAUACCUAGAUAGAGGUGGCCUGAUGCACCGUGCACGCUGCCGGCCC
Ilyonectria robusta is the source of this 1326-nucleotide messenger RNA. Its product is annotated as P-loop containing nucleoside triphosphate hydrolase protein. The coding region runs from base 98 to 934 and encodes 278 amino acids. The record is from RefSeq and is a predicted model, not a curated record. Gene Ontology annotation, molecular function: GTP binding. NCBI's taxonomy places the organism in Eukaryota, Fungi, Ascomycota, Sordariomycetes, Hypocreales, Nectriaceae. The transcript has 3 exons.